Ictalurus punctatus (channel catfish) is the source of this 4083-nucleotide messenger RNA. It is a transcript of the gene dym, whose product is annotated as dymeclin. The coding region runs from base 290 to 2293 and encodes 667 amino acids. Gene Ontology annotation, biological process: Golgi organization. Lineage: Eukaryota; Metazoa; Chordata; Actinopteri; Siluriformes; Ictaluridae. The transcript is spliced from 18 exons. Gene Ontology annotation, cellular component: Golgi apparatus. The record is from RefSeq and is a predicted model, not a curated record.
AAAUAAUAACGCUUCACUUCCAGCUGUACGGUCGCUGGGCGACGUGGACGGCACGUCAAAUUGUUAGCUAACAAGCUAAGCUGGCUAGUGGAUAUUAGUGUGAAUGCGCUGUCCUCGUCCUUUUGAAAUUUUCUAUCUCGACACGAAGAGCUGCAGAAAAAGGAUAUUUCUAACAAGAGCUGUCAUAGCCGCCAUUUUGUGGGGAUUGCAGUGUGAGGUGAUGAGGCUCUGAGGAAGUGUGUGUGUGUGUGUGUGUGUGUGUGUGUGUGUGUGUGUGUGUUUGGGGGAGAUGGGUGCCAACACCAGCCAGGUGGGUGACCUGGCAGAGAGUCAGAGCAUCCGCACUCUGAUUGGUCCCGAGCCCAUUUCGGAGAACGAGCCCUUCUGGAACCAGCUCAUCUCAUUCACUUUCACCAGCCCCUCCUGCAGUGCUGACGCAAAGCUCUUGGAAGAGGCGGUCAUCCCCCUCGCCAAAACUUUAAUCAAGAACAAUCCUAGAUCGGGGAACUUCGGCGCUUUGCUGAGAGUGUUCCUGGGAAGAACCAAAGAGCUGAAGAUCUCCACCGAAUGCCAAGAUCAGCUGUUCAUCUGGCAGGCCCAUAAUGCCCUGUUCCUGGUGCGCUGCUUACUCAAAGUCUUCAUCAGAGAGAUGAGUGAGGAAGAGCUGCACUUACAGCUCACCUACCACACGAGGGAGCCAGGAUCCUGCGACAUGAGCAGUGAGGAUCUAAUAGAGGAACUGAUCUGUAACUUGGUUCAUCUCAUUGUGGAGGUGCCUCUCCUGGACAUCACUUACAACAUCCUGUUCGAGGCAGUGACCACCCUGCUGGUUCUGUUGUCCUAUCAGCUGUUCCACAAGGACAUUCUGAGGGAGGGGCGUAUCUAUCAGUGCCUCACCAGGGGGCGAUGUCUGAAUCUGACGAGUCGCUUGGUGAAGACUCUGCUGUAUAACUUCGUGCGGCAGGAGAAAUGUCCUCCAACUGCAGCCCACAUCUUCCAGCCACAGGCAGGUCUGCUGUACGGCCUGGCCUCGGGGGUGGCCAGUGGGCUAUGGAGCGUGUUUACGUUGGGAGGAGCCGGCAGCAAGCCUGGGGUGGAGCAGGAACACAACCCAUUACCGCUGUCCAAUCAGAGCCUGUUAUUACUGCUCGUCCUGGCCAACCUGACAGACGGCGCCGACUGGCCGAACCCUUACAGACAAGCCAUCACCUGCUUCAAAAACACACAAGAUACGUCCUCUAUCUCAUCUCCGCAGCCUCACACGUUUCAGAUCAACUUCAACAGCCUGUACACGGCGCUGUGUGAGCAGCAGAGGUCGGACCAGGUGACACUUCUGCUCUACACGCUGCUGCACCAGAACCCCAACAUGAAGAACUACAUGCUGUCCAGAACCGACAUGGAGAAUCUGGUGAUACCAAUUCUGGAGAUCCUCUAUCAUGUCGAGGACAGAAACUCCCACCAUGUUUACAUGGCCCUCAUCAUCCUCCUCAUCCUCACCGAGGACGACACGUUCAACCGCUCCAUACACGAAGUGACGCUGAAGAACAUAAGCUGGUACACGGAGCGAGCUUUAACAGAGAUUUCACUCGGCAGUCUGUUAAUCCUCGUAGUGAUUCGCACCAUCCAGUUCAACAUGACCCGCACCCGGGAUAAAUACCUGCACACAAACUGCUUAGCGGCUCUGGCCAACAUGUCUGCCCAAUUCCGCUGCCUCCACCAGUAUGCUGCCCAGCGCAUCAUCAGUCUGUUUGCCCUGCUGUCUCGGAAGCACAAUAAGGUGUUGGAGCGAGCCACACAGUCUCUGCAGAGGCCGCUGGGAGCAGAUGGCACGGCACUGCCGGAUUACGCACAGGACCUCAAUGUGAUCGAGGAGGUGAUCCGCAUGCUGCUGGAGAUCAUAAACUCCUGUCUGUGUAAUUCACUGCAUCACAACCCCAACCUUGUGUACGCUGUGCUCUACAAGAGGGAGCUGUUCGAGCAGUUCCGCUCACACCCUUCCUUCCAGGACAUCAUGCAGAACCUAGACACGGUUAUCGGAUUCUUCAGUCAACGGUUGGAGCAGGCAGGAAGUGACCUUUCGGUUGAAAGAGUACAAGAGGUCAUCAAGAAAGGAGCUGCAGCCCUGCCUAAAGACCGCCUGAAGAAGUUUCCGGAGCUGAAAUUCAAGUACGUCGAGGAAGACCAGCCUGAGGAUUUCUUCAUCCCUUACGUGUGGUCUUUAGUCUUUAACUCCGGAGUGGGUCUGUAUUGGAACUCUCAAGGCGUUGAGCUUUUUAGCAUGGACUCUGCUUGAGAGAGAGACAGAAAGCCUGGUCCACCUUGUGUCGCCAAAACAGCUCUGACCCGUCGAGGCACGGACUCCACAAGACCUCUGAAGGUGUGCUGUGGUAUCUGGCACCAAGACGUCAGCAGCAGAUCCUGUAAGUUGCGAUGUGGGGCCUCCAUGGAUCAGACUUGUUUGUCCAGGACAUCUCACAGACGCUCGAUCGGAUUGAGAUCUGGGGAAUUCGGUGUCCGAGUCAACACCUUGAACUCUUUAUCACGUUCCUCAAACCGUUCCUGAACUAUUUUUGCAGUAUUUCAGGGCAUAUGAUCCUGCUGAAAGAGACCACUACCGUUAGGGAAUACCGUUUCCAUGAAGGUAUGUAUUAACCACUGGAUACCGGUAUCACCACACAAGACCUGCCUCUUUGGAGAUGUUCUGACCCAGUCGUCUAGCCAUCACAAUUUGGCCGCUCAGAUCCUUUUUCCUGCUUCCAACACGUUAACUUAGAGACCUGACUGUUCACGUGCUGAAUGAUAUAUCCCACCCAUUUAUUUCCUUUCACCUUAUAUUAGGGCAGCUAAAAAAGGAUGCAUGUUGGGUUUCACCACUUUAGCUUUUCAUUAUUCCAAUGAGAGAUUAAUGAAUCGUGAUUCUCAGUCGGGAUUCUUCUCCCACUUCACAUUUUUUAUCAUAUCGUCUGUCUGAUUUCUCGUAAUCUCACUCCGACGGAUCGGUGUCGAUUUGUUCCUGACUCUUGGUGGACGUCGAACAAAUAAUGAAAAUAAAUUCAAAUGCAUGGUCUUUUCCUAUUUUUUAUUUAUUUCCUGGUGGUUCACAAACUUCAAAACCAAAUGAUUCAUCAUUCAAUGCAAAAUUUUCCAGAUAAAACUUUCACCGUGUAAGUACAUAUGAAAUAUUAGUGAAUAUUCUCAUUCUUCAUCUUGCAUUAAUCUCUUCGUUAUCUUCUCGUGUUGUGAAACACGACAUGAUCUGUUUUCCUGAGAAAGUCUGGGUUGUGUUGUAUUUCCUAGUAGUCGGUUACAUCAUUUUUCAUGAGAUAUUAUUUCACAACUGUGACUGCGUUUGUUUUUUAUUUUUAACACAUUGCAUUCUAGUGUUGAAUUUUUUUUUUUAGAUGCCAUGCGGUAAUGUCUCUUCCUUUUCUUGGAAAAGUUUGUAUCACAUCUGCUGCUGCUGGUGAUCACCUCUCUCUCCGUCUGACAUGCCAGCACGAUGAACCAUCCAGUUCUCACACACACACACACACACACACACACACACAGACCACUUCUUUAGAAGAACUGUCUGAUGUCUGUCACCUCCAUUAGUCUUAGCAACACAGUGUAAAUAUAUUCCUGCGCUCUUCACAGCACUGCACUGACUUCCUGUUCAUUAUACAGUUCAUUUUAAAGCUACAAAUGGAUGUGCAGCAUCUUGUAAGUCUGAGUUAAUUUUACUGAAAAUGUGCCACAACCAGCUCUAAGAUCGUCAAACUCACGAGUACAUCCUGUUCCAGAAACCAAACGCAGACAUACUUUCUCCCUAGUUUUAUGUUCGUUGUAUCAUUUGACAUUUAAUGAGAAUUUGUUUGUUUGUAUUCAGUUAUCAGUAAUAGUGCUAAUAUUAGCAAUUUUUGUGUGAAGUAUUUCCUUUGAAUCUUUUUAUUAUUAUUAUUUGAACUACAAUUCCCUGUUCUACAAUUUUAUCUAUUUUAUGGUUAGCUACUUUUUUACUAUUUAAAAAAAUAUAUAUAUUUACGUUUACAUCUGCUUCUUCUCUAGAACUUUUCACAAAUGAUUUUCUGAGCUACACUUCCA